AUGACGUUGAUUUUAUAUGAGUUGGUUUGUGCUAAUUUUUUGGGAAUUGUGGAGGCUUUUGAGGCUCCACAACAUGUAACUUGUGUAAGCUCCACAACAUGCAAUGUGUAAUGAUCCAUAUAAUUUUUCAGAAAAUGCAAAUACCCGUCUUCCUCGCACUUUGCAUAACAACGACCUGGGCAGUUGAUCUCCGCACCGACUUCUCCAUAACUUUCCGCUACCCAGAUUCCCACGCCCAUUGGCCACGUAAACUUUUGGUUGACAUUGCGAGUUCGGACGCUUUCAUCUACGAUCAGGUGCGAUUUCCCAAGCUUUCGAGUACUCGAGCCGUCAACACAUCAGAGUCCAAGACAUUCAACAAUCUUGAUAUACCAGUGAGUAUCACUUAUAACUCGCCGUUUGCCGAUGAAAAGACCGAUAUGAUAGUAGGAUACGUUGGAGAAGACAAUCUAAAAUUCGACGGUAAGGACUUGAGAACUAACCUCGUUUUUGCCACGUUGAGCUUUGCGGAUCCGGGAAAAGGAAUAACUGGAGAGGGGUUUGCUGGGAGGAUUGGAUUGGCAAAAGAGAGCGGAAAAACUGAAUUGAGGGACGACUUGUUCAAGGCGGCCGGCAAGAAACUGGUGUGCUUGCUAUACAGCACCGAACUGGAUGGAAGGUAACGAACUUUUUUUUACAGAGGAAGACGAAAUGUCGCGAAAUUAUCGGCACUUUUUCUCGUCCGAAAUAAUUGCUUUUUCUCAAAAAGGAAGAAGAAAGAUAAGAAAAUGCUUUUUAUCGGAUAGUGACAUUUCGUUUUGAACGAAUCACCAAAAAGGGGCGGGAAAUUUUUUCUUCUAAUUAUUUUGGAUUGACGUGACAGGGUCUUUCAAGAAACGUGAAGGAAAGUCGGAGGCUAUAACUUCCGGCGGAGGCGGCGCGGAGACUGUAUUUUUAAGCGACAUUAAUUUUUGUCUAUGAAAUACCAAAAUUUUAAAGUGCAAACUGUGGACUAGUCCUUCUAGAAAAUUUUUGAUAGUGUAACAACCCUUUCCAUUACUUUAACACCAUUAUUUUAGCAAUAGCUCAACAAGGGUUACCAUCGGUACCAAUCCGUUGCAAGACAGGACCCCUCACCUCCAAGCCAAGUCCUUGAAAAACGAGUUCCGCUUAUGGUCUGUGAAUGUGACUCGAUUCACGAUUGGUGGCAACAUCUUGGGCAAAUCUGUUCAAGCCUAUUUAUCAACCACCACAAACUUCCUUACGGUCCCAUCAAAUUAUCUCCAACUCAUUGUGAGACAAACGAGAGCAAGGUAUGACGAGAAAGCCAGCCUCUACGUUGUAGACUGCGCUACAAAGAACAAAUUGUUCUUCUACAUCAAUGGAAAGGAAUUUCCAAUAGAAGCACAGAGUUAUAUUGCAAAGCGUGGCAAUGUGUGUUAUCUGAAAGUGAGAGAAGGAACGUUGGUGCUUGGAUCUCCGUUUUUUGUCAACCUUGGAGUUUGCUUGGACUUUGAGAAGGACGAAUUCAGUAUUUAUCGACUUAAACCUUGA
Bursaphelenchus xylophilus (pine wood nematode) is the source of this 1533-nucleotide messenger RNA. NCBI's taxonomy places the organism in Eukaryota, Metazoa, Nematoda, Chromadorea, Rhabditida, Aphelenchoididae. The record is from the annotation of a GenBank genome assembly.